Ochlerotatus camptorhynchus is the source of this 1127-nucleotide messenger RNA. RefSeq names its product ribonuclease H1 (gene rnh1). Lineage: Eukaryota; Metazoa; Arthropoda; Insecta; Diptera; Culicidae. Bases 84 to 1049 code for a protein of 321 amino acids. The record is from RefSeq and is a predicted model, not a curated record. Gene Ontology annotation, biological process: DNA replication, removal of RNA primer. The transcript has 4 exons. Gene Ontology annotation, molecular function: nucleic acid binding; magnesium ion binding; RNA-DNA hybrid ribonuclease activity.
UUUUGAAGUCCAAGGUUUUUGAUAAAAAUUCAGAUAAAAUCUUGCAACUGGUGAUUGUUUUUAAGUAAAUACUACUUCGUUGAAUGAUUCGCAAUCUACUGCGUGGACUAGUGCUCAAUAUGCCAUUUUAUGCCGUGGCUAAAGGUAGAACUGUUGGUGUCUAUUUGACGUGGCCAGAAUGUCAGCGACAAGUGACCGGAUUUACUGGGGCCAAGUACAAAAAGUUUCCCACUCGGCAGCAAGCAGAGACUUUUAUCCGUGAAAAUGGCGGUAGCAUAUCCAGUUCCAGCUCCGACAGCGCAAGUAAUUCUUCCGUGGAUUCUCAACCCGUGUGUCCCCCGACGCAGUCCGUCCGGGUAUUGAUCGAUAAUUACGAUGGUAUCAAUGCUGCCUGCUCUAGAAUUGAAAGUAUGAAGCGGGAACUGGACGAGCUGAGAUCAACGGUGGUAGUUCCGUGCUCGGCGCCAGAGGAAUCAGAUGUACCGCGGCCAGCCAAGCGUAAGAAGACAGCUAGCGCACUGAAGCCAGUUACUAAAUUGGAAAAGUAUGGCAGCUACAGCUUCCUCCAGGAUGCAGACGGCUACGUGCAUGUCUACACAGAUGGUUCCUGUGAAGGGAAUGGAACUGCGGCGGCCUGCGCUGGUUUGGGGGUGUACUUCGGUGAGGGACACGCAUUAAACACAUCGAAACCGGUCAGUGGGCGAGCGACCAACAAUUGCGGAGAAAUCCAGGCCGCUUCGUUGGCCAUACGGCUAGCAAAAGAAAACGGCAUCAAAAGACUGAUUAUUAAUACAGAUUCUAAAUUCCUAAUCGAUUCCAUUACCAAGUGGGUGCCCAAUUGGAAGCGGAAUCAAUGGAAACUUUCGACCGGAAAACCGGUUAAGAAUCAGGUGGAUUUUGAGGAACUGGACCGGGAACUGGCAGGCAACAAGAUCGAAAUCAAGUGGAACCACGUCGAUGCGCAUUGCGGAAUACUGGGCAAUGAACGGGCAGAUGCACUAGCCCGUGAAGGCUCGGCAAUGUUUCGCCGUCUGAAAGCUGCUCGUUGACCUUCGAAGUUGGUGAGUUUUGUAUUUUGUUUCGACAUUCGCUAUUUAUGUAAUGCUAAUUAAACUUUGAUCACUGUA